Messenger RNA from Oryctolagus cuniculus (rabbit), 2406 nucleotides. RefSeq names its product lectin, mannose binding 2 like (gene LMAN2L). Gene Ontology annotation, molecular function: D-mannose binding. Lineage: Eukaryota; Metazoa; Chordata; Mammalia; Lagomorpha; Leporidae. The record is from RefSeq and is a predicted model, not a curated record. Gene Ontology annotation, cellular component: Golgi membrane; COPII-coated ER to Golgi transport vesicle; endoplasmic reticulum membrane. Gene Ontology annotation, biological process: endoplasmic reticulum to Golgi vesicle-mediated transport.
UGGGCUUUGGAUGAAGGCACGGCGGUGGGAAAGAUGGCGGCGGCUCUGGGAGCCUCCGGGUGGUGGCAGCGGUGGCGGCGUCGUUUGUCGGCUCGGGAUGGGUCCAGGAUGUUACUCCUUCUUCUUUUGUUGGGGUCUGGGCAGGGGCCACGACAAGUCGGGGCGGGUCAGACGUUCGAGUACUUGAAACGGGAGCAUUCGCUGUCGAAGCCCUACCAGGGUGUGGGCACAGGCAGCUCCUCCCUGUGGAAUCUGAUGGGCAAUGCCAUGGUGAUGACCCAGUAUAUCCGCCUUACCCCAGAUAUGCAAAGUAAACAAGGUGCCUUGUGGAACCGGGUGCCAUGUUUCCUAAGAGACUGGGAGUUGCAGGUGCACUUCAAAAUCCAUGGACAAGGGAAGAAGAAUCUGCAUGGCGAUGGCCUGGCGAUCUGGUACACGAAGGAUCGGAUGCAGCCAGGGCCUGUGUUUGGAAACAUGGACAAAUUUGUGGGGCUGGGAGUAUUUGUAGACACCUACCCCAAUGAGGAGAAGCAGCAAGAGGCCCAAAAGAGGCGAUAUUCUCCAGGAGUCCAGCGGGUGUUCCCCUACAUCUCAGCCAUGGUGAACAACGGCUCCCUCAGCUACGACCAUGAGCGAGACGGGCGGCCCACAGAGCUGGGGGGCUGCACAGCCAUCGUCCGCAACCUGCAUUAUGACACCUUCCUUGUGAUUCGCUAUGUCAAGAGGCAUCUGACGAUAAUGAUGGAUAUCGACGGCAAGCAUGAGUGGAGGGACUGCAUUGAGGUGCCUGGGGUCCGGCUGCCCCGGGGCUACUACUUCGGCACCUCCUCCAUUACUGGGGAUCUCUCGGAUAAUCAUGACGUCAUUUCCUUGAAGUUGUUUGAACUGACAGUGGAGAGAACCCCAGAAGAGGAGAAGCUGCAUCGAGAUGUGUUCUUGCCCUCCGUGGACAACAUGAAGCUGCCUGAGAUGACAGCCCCGCUGCCGCCCCUGAGUGGCCUGGCCCUCUUCCUCAUCGUCUUCUUCUCUCUGGUGUUCUCCGUGUUUGCCAUUGUCAUUGGUAUCAUACUGUACAACAAAUGGCAGGAACAGAGCCGAAAGCGCUUCUACUGAGCCCUCCUGCCACCGUCACGUCUGUGAUUAUCCCCGUGAGGUGUGGGGAGAGCAGGCACUGGCCUGGGCACGCAGCCUUGCAGGUCUUCCCCGGUCUCCAGCAGCGCUCAGGGCUAUGUUCCGUCACUGGAGCUUCGGAUGCAGGGAUCCCGCGGCCCAGGGGUCACCCACUGAGACAUCUGACUCUGGUCCAGGAAGCCACCCACCCCAGGGCAGUGCUGCUGUGAUGUGCCUUUCCCUGCCGUCCCUCCACCUGGGGGAGAGGAGGCGUGGAGAGAACGUAUGCUGUUCUGAUGCGAAAACCACAGAACAGAAUCUGAUAGCCCGGGCCACCUUGGAUUCCUAGGGCCUCUCUGCUUCACUUUUCAAUCCAUAAACAAUAGAAAACUGGUAACUCGCAUACCUUGUAAACAUCCAGGCGUUGGUUUGCGUUUUGCCCGAGCUGUAUCCACCUGAGGAUCUGGACGGGAGCUUCUUCCCUGCCUCACCGUCCUCUCCUGCCGUUCAUCAUCCUCUCUGUGUGCAGCCUGAGCUGGGACAGACAUUUGGAUACCUCUCUGCUGGGGCCUGGGCUGCAGCGCAAACUGAGCCUUAUUAGGGGCCCUGGGGAUUUCUGCUUGGCUCACGGCUCCAGCUUCUGCUCUGUAGCAGGGGCUUAGGUCUGAUGGCGUGUCUGCAACCUUUCUAUUCAGAUCUUCAGGUCUUCGGUCAAGGUUGGCUGGAAUUCAGUGUGUGCAUAUCAAUAAACUUGGAGGACUUUAUGGAUGCCAUGAGAUUAACUGUGAAACUGACCAGCUCCACAUUUGACACUGAACGCAGCGUCAGUCAUGUGGUCUGACCACGUGGAGAUGUUUCAGGACGCCCUGGAGCCUGCCUAGCUGCAUGCUGUGUGUUGAUCAUGAUUUUCGGAAUCCCGUUUGAGUGCUGAAGUGUAAGGAAGCUUUCUUCCUAUCACCUGGGCUUGGACACUUCCCAAAGAGGAAACCUGGCUGCUUUUUUCUUGAUGGAGAAGAAACCGCUGCUGUUGUCCUGUUGCAAGUCUGGGAGCAAUAGAUCCUCAUCAUCUGUGCCUGGAAGAGCUCGUGGUCAUGGAACAACAAGCCCGAGUCCUCUGCGUGUCAGUCCUUACUCUACUGCCUUAUCUGACAAGGGGUCACAUGCUGCUCACGUGUCUGCCCUGUGAUCAAAUUGGUUAUAGGCCAGAGUCUUCCUGGAGGGCCUGGAACUCUGAGCUCUCCUGUGGACCUCUAGCCCAAUGGAAAUUCUUAAAAUGGCUGAUGGAACCGAACAUGA